AUGGCAUCAAACACUUGCUCUUUCAUGUAUCGAGAUCGCCGACUUGUUUGGUAUCCGCAUAUCAACAAGCCUGCGCCGAAGCGUGACCCUAAGUCACAUAUUGGGUUAAUCGUGAUGAAGGGACUUGCCUUUCAGCACGAGAUCACGUCGGACAUAGAUGGAUCCCUGACGUGCUUCGCUCUCACUUUGGAUACGCGAGACGACACGACCCUUACCCCGCCUUCUCCAGAAGUCGAAUGUAUAUUAUCGGAGUACGCCGAUGUACUCAUAGAGGAGCUUUCCAGAGAGCUGCCUCCAUUGAGGCACAUUCAGCAUGCUAUCGACUUGGUUCUCGGAGCAUCACUCCCAAACCUGCCGCACUAUCGCAUGGAGUUGGCCAAGUAUGAGGAGCUUAGCUGAUAGGUACAAGAGCUUUUGGACAAGGGACUCAUCCAACUGAGCCUUAGUCCCUAUGCCGUGCUUGCAUUACUAGCGCCGAAGAAGGAUGGCACUUGGCGCAUGUGCUGCAACAGUCGCGUGAUCAAUAGGAUAACGGUUAAAUACCGUUUUCUGAUCCCGCGAUUAUAG
Messenger RNA from Spirodela intermedia, 567 nucleotides. NCBI's taxonomy places the organism in Eukaryota, Viridiplantae, Streptophyta, Magnoliopsida, Alismatales, Araceae. The record is from the annotation of a GenBank genome assembly.